Spodoptera frugiperda (fall armyworm) is the source of this 4074-nucleotide messenger RNA. RefSeq lists its product as uncharacterized. The record is from RefSeq and is a predicted model, not a curated record. Lineage: Eukaryota; Metazoa; Arthropoda; Insecta; Lepidoptera; Noctuidae. The coding region runs from base 302 to 2044 and encodes 580 amino acids. The transcript has 12 exons.
GGCGGCGCGCCAGUCUCCCGCGGCACUCGCUCCGACCACACGUCGCGACACACCGCUCAACUAUCGACAAACCCGACACGUGCGUGGCGCAACCCUAUUCUGUUGUUCUAUAUAAAAAACUGUGUUGUGUUAACCCUUAACGCCUGGAAUACAUAGAAAACUCUAACCGGUACAACAGCAGUUCGGAUCGUGUGCAGUGUAACAUAGGUAGAUAGAUUAUGUGCAGUGACGUUGUACACUUCGACUCGAGGGACAGAAGGUGACAAUUGUGUUGUGCAUACAUGUCAGUGCGUUGUGAAUUAUGAUCGUUUGGCGAACGAAGAACACUAGUCGUCGGAAAUACGGAGUCUGGUCCAAAAUGGCAUCAGAUAUCGCGUCACAUAUAAGGAAAUCAACAGUUUUAUGGCUAAUUCUAGCCUUAACGAAUACGCGGGCGCGAGCUGGCGAGUUAUGGCCGAUGGAGCGGCCUGAAGGCAUGCCAGUAAUACAAUCGCUAGAGGUCAUGUGCGGGAAGGAUCACAUGGACGUCCAUCUCACGUUCUCUCACCCCUUCGAAGGCAUUGUCUCGUCAAAAGGUCAACACGGCGACCCCAGAUGUGUGUACGUGCCGCCGUCAACGGGACAGACGUACUUCUCAUUUCGGAUCGCGUACGCCAAAUGUGGCACUAAACCAGACCUCCACGGGCAGUUCUACGAGAACACAGUGGUAGUACAGUACGACAAGGACCUGCUCGAAGUAUGGGACGAAGCGAAGAGAUUGCGCUGCGAAUGGUUCAACGAUUACGAGAAGACCGCUUCCAAACCUCCCAUGGUUAUCGCUGAUUUGGAUGUUGUGCAGCUAGAUUUUAGAGGAGACAACGUGGACUGCUGGAUGGAGAUCCAAGCAGGAAAAGGUCCUUGGGCGGCUCCUGUAUCCGGCAUCGUCCCUUUAGGGUCCACCCUAACGCUGGUGGUCGCCAUCAACGACUAUCGAGGUGAAUUCGACAUGCGAGUGAAGUCGUGUGCUGCGUCAGAUGGCUCAGGCCAUGUGAUUCAACUGUCAGAUGAAUAUGGAUGCGUGCUGCGACCCAAGAUGAUAUCUCGGUUCCUCAAAGCCAAAGCAGUGGAUGAGCGAGCAACAGUCAUCACCUACGCUUUCUUCCAUGCCUUCAAAUUCCCUGAUGCUCUAAGCGUGCACAUCAGGUGUAAGGUCGAGAUUUGCAGACAUGGCUGCCUGGACCAUUGUCAGCUGGCUGGAGUAACUCCUCAAAGACAUGCAGCUUUGGACAGGAAAGAUGAUAGAACACACCAGGACCAUAAUGAGAUCAAUGACUCAUCAGCUGAAGAUGGUGGUCUGUCAGAUCUAUCAGAAGAAGCCCGUCUUCCUCUUGAAGAAGCCUUCGGUGAUGAAGUGUCUGGGGAUGUAGUUCUGGCUCCAGCACCACUGCCACAAAGAGCACCAGCGCCUGUUAUUGAGCCUGAAACCGAUCACAUGUCUGCUGUCGAAGAAUUGGUUGAAGCACUUGCUAGGCCUUUCACUGAUCGUCCCACGAACAUCGACCGCGAACGCUUCCCUCAUGGACCACGUAAUCUGGGCACUAACAUGAGACCCGAACCUUCUGGUGAUGGAGUGGUCCCCGCCAAGGCACCAGGUCCAGCUGUAGCUGGUCCCAGGUCUCUUCGUAAACGACGAACUGUUCGAGACGCUAGAUCUGCCGAUGUUGGCGUAUCGGGAAUAUACGAAGUUGUCUCUGAAGCUGAUUUAGCUUUUGGUCCAUCAAGAACUGAACCUGUCACCGUGUUUAGUGGACGGAUUCGUGAAGAGGUUGUCUACGGAAUUUGUAUGGGCGCUGUUAGUUUUGGCGCUCUCUUUGCUUCGGCCGCUGGAGCUGCGGCGGGCGCUGCGUUGGCUGCAGCAGUAUUGCUCCAGAAACUUCGCUCACGGAUGGCAGUUCAGCCCCCAAUCCCGGUAUCUCCGGCUCCGGCUUCGCACUCUCUCGCCGCGUGGAUGGCUCUCAGACUCCUCGGCUCACAACCUCACCCACAUCAUUCCCGUGAUGGUUGACCCAUCACCCCAACCACAAUCCUACCGAAGACUGUUCUUAGAUGCUAAAUAUUCGAAUUAUCUUUCUUCUUCCUUCAUUUUAUAGUAUGUUGUAGCAAUUUCCUUCUUCCCUAUGUGUAUAAUAUUGAAGAAAUAAUAUUUUCUUCCAGUUAGAGUUAGCUACCUGAUAAAAUUUAGUUUUGUACCCUUAAUUGGAAUUGAAAGGUCAGUUGCAUCCAUGUAUUAGAUGUUAGACUCGCAGAAAAUUAUUUAAAGUAUGCUUAUAAUUUAUGUUAGUUGUUAAGUGAUGUUUCUAGAUCGCCUUAAAUAAUGGUGCUAGGUCGUGCUACGGACGAAGUCCUAAGAAACCUGAUAUUUUGAAUGUUUCACUCGUGUGAAUAUUAUACAUUUUUAUACCGAUAAGUUUGUACAGAAUAUUUUCUAUAUUAUUAUUGACUAACUUAUUAUCAUUGUCGUGUUCUUUAGUGUCUAUAGGAUAAGUAUAAACGUCGAGUCAUGCCAUUAGUGUAAGGUUUAGUUAAUUCGUACGAUUUCGAGUUUCAUGUACUUAGCACAAUUUACGAAUAGUGUGAGAUGGAGCAAAAGUAACAUUGAUUUCGAUAAUUUUGGAAUCGAUGUUAUUUGCAACAUUAUCUUUAGGUACUGAAACCUCUGAGGCUUUAGGCAUACUACAUCAGUAGGUACCUGCUCAAUAUUUGCUAUUCAUUUAUUUAUUGCUUAAUUUUAUUUGACUAAUAAUUUUGACAUUUAUUUACUUCAUUUGUUUUAAAUUAACAAACAUAUUUUAUUUUCACAUAAUAUUGUCAUUUUUAAUUUAAUUCAAAAUAGUAAUUACGCCAGUAUGUAAUCUUGGCAAAUUAUUCGAAUAUUAUUUCAAAUUAAAUGAAUAUUAUCAUGCUAACGACAGUAAUAGUUAUGCUAACUAAUGUGCUUUACAUUUUAUAUUUAUCUAUCUAGUACUUUAAGAUAUUUUGUAGUUAGACCAACUUAGACAGUGAAAUACAGAAAUAUAAACUUAUUAAAUAGCUGUACCCAUAUUUUUAUACUACUUUAUCAAGUUGGUAAAAUUGUUCAUAUUAAGUACAUUUAGUACAUAUUUUUAUAUGAUUGUAUAGAAAGAAAAUAUUUCAAAUUUAGGACUUAUUAUUAAAAUACUGUAUCAUACAAUUAUUGUUCAGACACCAAUGAGUUCUAAGUAAUAGAUUAAUUCAUUUCAAAUGAAAAAAGAAAUUGCAUUUAUUUAAGCAUUUAUUUUUAUAUUGCUCAAUAUUAAAUGUAACAUUUUUAUAGCUAUGAAUAGGUAGGCUUAAUUUAGUUUUAUUUAGCUAGAUUCAUAAAUGGUUAUAGAGAUCGACAAAAUAAUUUUUAUUAAUGUUUUUGUAGCCAAAUUACUUUUCCUUUAUAGAAAUAAAGAUUUGAGCAUUUGGAUAAUAGCUUCAAAUAAAUAUAGAAAGUUUAAAUGUUUUAUAAUUUACAAAAAUAAAAAUUCUAUAAAAAGAUUUUCUUAAUAUAUUCCGAUAUUAUUAAAAAAUAAUAAAACUACCGUUUUACAUGACACUUUUAAAGUUCGUCGAUCUCCUAACCGAAAUAAAAUAAUAAUUACGACAUGCCACCCAAAAAUCUUGCAUUUAUUAUAGAAAAACUAUUAUUAUUUAAGUCGAAUAGGGUUUUCAUAUGAAAACUAUCUUCCUAAGUGCAAUUUUACUUUUUAUUAUUUAAUUAAAUGUAUUUAUAUUUUACUUUUUAUUCGAAAUAUUUUAUUGUAACAUAACAGAUGAGGUGAAGUGAAUAGUUUUUGUUUACUUCUGCCUAUCCCCUUUUGGGGGGUGUUAUGUUAUAUUUUCUACGGUUAUGGUGUAUGGUGUAUCUUGUGGCAGUAAUUCUUUUAUAAAUAAUAUUCUGGGGAGUACUUAUAAAUAAAUGUAUGAACAAAAUGUUUUAGGUUUCACUGUAUGGAUGCGGUGACGUUGUGUUUAUCGCGUAAGCACCUGUUAAUUUGUUUAAUGGAUUAAAAAUUAUGUUGAAACAUA